AUGCAACUCCAAGAGCCCUCACGUCUGCUAGGCCUUAUCUUCUGCUGGCUCUACCUCUUGACAGGUGCCAUUGGGACCUCUGAGGAGUCCGAUGGGGUCGAUCUUUCCCUGCGGCUCGGGCCUCGCCCCGCCGCAAUUCGAUUUCCUCACGGAAACGUCGUCUCAGGUCCUUCUGGCUCAAGCGGUCAGCUUACAGAGGCAUCGUCUUCAGGUCAAGCGCAGAGGGAGCGUGACCAGCCAGGCCCCUCCACCAGCUCUAGGCCACUCAUGCAGGGAUCGGGGGAGGCCUCUGCCAUGCGCGGCGUGGGAACGCACAUGGAUCGCUGGCCAGUCGAGAGUUCGCGUCAACUGAUCCAGCGACUGGACGCGCACGAGAACUGGGAGGCGUAUACGCGAAAGUAUCUAGGCAGGCCGCUUGAGCCUUUUGUUCACGACGGAUCGUUCAUCCCUCAAAAAGCUAUGGAGUUCCAGACGCGCAUCGACCUUCUUGUUCGAGCCAAGAGGGAAAAGGCGGUCCUACGUCAACCGUUCAGAAACUGGCGUACGAUGAGCAGGAGCAUCGCAGUCGAUGACAGUACGAGUGUUCGUGUCGCGCCCAAGAUCGUGUACCGCGCUCAUGAGGACCUAGCACUUCUGCGGAGCAAGGAGGACAUCCUUCGCCGACUUGCCCUCAUGGCAUCUUAG
This is a messenger RNA of Moesziomyces aphidis, 684 nucleotides long. The record is from the annotation of a GenBank genome assembly. Lineage: Eukaryota; Fungi; Basidiomycota; Ustilaginomycetes; Ustilaginales; Ustilaginaceae.